AUGUAUGAUUUACUACUACAGAAGCUAAAAGAAAGGGACGUUGUUGAGAAGAACUUCGCGGAGUUAUUUGAGGCAGCUCCAAUACAGAAUGCAAAGUCCGAUCAGGGGACUCAAAAUCAAUCAAAAUCAUUGAGAAAAGAACUAGAGUUUCGCGACAAGAAGAUUGAGGAGUUCAAUGCCACCCUAAAACUAAAGAACAAAGACGCUGAACGGCUGAAUGACGAAAUCAUCACGCUUAAUAUUGAAAACAACUUAUUACAAGACCAGUAUGAUAAAAUGAAAUCUGAGUAUGAUGGGAUUGUGAGCAGAUGGCUGAGAAAGACUCAGCAAGAGGCAGACACAAUGAAUGAGUCCUUUAAGUAA
Messenger RNA from Lachancea nothofagi CBS 11611, 363 nucleotides. The record is from the annotation of a GenBank genome assembly. NCBI's taxonomy places the organism in Eukaryota, Fungi, Ascomycota, Saccharomycetes, Saccharomycetales, Saccharomycetaceae.